AUGACCCUGGGACCGUACUGGAAUCUACAGGUGGACCGAUAUGACAAUGUCUACGUGAUAACAAUGAAGAAGGCCCCAGAAAACCGAAUCAACGUCCGGUUCGCUCAAGAAAUAAUAAAAGCCCUUCGGGAUAUCGAAAGAGAACUGGGGCCAGACUCAGAAGGAUGCGUCAUCACAAGAGGGAACGAUGAGAAGUUCUGGUGUACGGGGUUGGAGCUAGAUGAAGCUGAUACAAACCCUUUCGCCAACAGUGAUGGCUUCUAUCCGCUCCUAGCAACCCUCCUCGACUACCCUUUCCCUACCAUCGCCCUCCUAACCGGUCACACCUUCGGUGGCGCCUGCCCAUUCUCCCUCGCCCAUGACUACCGCAUCAUGAACUCCAAGCGCGGCUUCUUCUCCAUGCCGCCCGUCAACCUCGGCCUGCACUUCCCCGGUAUCGGAUCCCUACCACGGCUUAAGCUGCGUCCACAGGUCGCGCGCAAGAUGCUGUUAGAAGCGCAUCGCUGGACGGGGAAGGAAGCGCUCGAAGAUGGUAUUGCCGAUGCAAUUGCAGAGCCGAGCGAGAUGUUGGAUGUAGCACUGGAUAAGGCGAGGGAAGUACAGGGCAGGAGUAGGAUGGGUGUUUAUGCCCUGUUGAGGAAUGAGCUUUGGGGCGAGGCGGCCGAGAAGUUGAGGGCGAUCAGUUAUGUGCAUGGGAGGAGGGUUAGUGCGCCAGCCAAGGCAAAGAUUUAG
Molecule: messenger RNA, 732 nt
Organism: Trematosphaeria pertusa
Lineage: Eukaryota; Fungi; Ascomycota; Dothideomycetes; Pleosporales; Trematosphaeriaceae
Product: ClpP/crotonase
Exons: 2
Coding region: 1-732 (243 amino acids)
Biological process (GO): fatty acid beta-oxidation
Cellular component (GO): peroxisome
Molecular function (GO): enoyl-CoA hydratase activity; delta(3)-delta(2)-enoyl-CoA isomerase activity
Source: RefSeq, a predicted model, not a curated record